Messenger RNA from Galendromus occidentalis (western predatory mite), 1599 nucleotides. Its product is annotated as activin receptor type-2A-like. Gene Ontology annotation, molecular function: activin binding; ATP binding; activin receptor activity. The record is from RefSeq and is a predicted model, not a curated record. The coding region runs from base 1 to 1599 and encodes 532 amino acids. The transcript has a single exon. Lineage: Eukaryota; Metazoa; Arthropoda; Arachnida; Mesostigmata; Phytoseiidae. Gene Ontology annotation, cellular component: activin receptor complex; plasma membrane. Gene Ontology annotation, biological process: activin receptor signaling pathway; cellular response to growth factor stimulus; protein phosphorylation.
AUGUAUGGGAAUGCGAACGCUAUAGUGGCGACAGUUUUCUGUCUUAUCAUCUGUGAAUAUUCAGCUGACUCAGAUGUCGCGGCCAGCGAGGUUCGCGCGCUUAGGUGCGCGGUCGCCAAUUCCACGGUUUCCGAUGAUCUGAAAAACGUCGAAGAAUGCAGUAGCGGCGAUACCAACUCCGAUAUAUCUCCACAUUGCUACGUAGUCUUCCGGAAUAACUCUCAGACCGAUACGUUGGAGGUGACUUUCCGCGGGUGUUGGACUAACGACGCUCCGGAUUGCAUCGGGCACGCUCGACUCAGCGAGGAGAAAGCCGCCUGUCAAGCUCGUUCGAUGGGUAAUAGUUUCUUCCUGUUCUGCUGCUGCAUCGGAGACAUGUGCAACCGGGAUUUCGAGCCUCUUCCGCCAAUACCAGACACACCCCUCAAUGCUUCUUUGAACGCCGGGAGAGCUCCCGACAACGGUGCAUAUACCUAUUCCAAAACCCUGAUCUAUGUCCUGGCACCAACCAUCGGCCUCGUGGCGAUCGUGUUGCUGUCCUUUCUGGGACAGCUCAAUCGUCGCAAGUGUCUCCUCGCUCGACAAACGGUCGGCUCAGCAGAGAGAAGCUUCCCGUGCCCCGUCGGAACACCGAUGCUCCCCCUCGAGAAUGUGACGCUCAUCGAGCAGGCCGCACAGGGGAGCUCCGGAACCGUCUGGAGGGGCCAGUACAACAACUCGCCCGUGGCAGUGAAAAUUUCCCCCGCAGGCGAGCGUCAAAGUUGGCUGAAUGAAGAGAAAAUUUAUCGUUCGAAUCAUAUGCAGCACGCAAAUAUACUACGAUUCGUCGGAGUCGGACAGCAGCUCGACAGCCAAACUAACCUCAUGGAGUACUGGCUCCUGACGAGUUGGCAUGAUAUGGGUAGUCUCUACGAUUAUCUCCGUUUCAACACGGUCACCUGUUCUCAGAUCCUCCAACUCUCCGACUCGAUCGCUAAAGGGGUGAUGCAUUUACACACGGACGUGGUCGCGGGAAAAUACGACGACUACAAACCGGCCAUGGCUCACAGAGACCUAAAGUCCAGGAACAUCAUUAUGAAAAAUGAUCGGACAGCGUGCAUCGCAGACUUCGGCCUGGCUAUCGUGUUCGAGCCCGGAGCCCAGGUAGGCAACACCCACUGCCAGGUAGGGACGCGUCGCUACAUGUCACCGGAAGUAUUGGAAGGCGCCAUUUCGUUCGAUCGUGAAGCUUUCCAGAGGAUCGACAUGUACGCUGUCGCCCUCAUCCUCUGGGAGAUUCUGUCCAGGAACAGAGACUGUGACCCGUGCCCAACAUAUAGGCUUCCAUUCGAAGAAAUCGUCGGUCUGCACCCCUCGAUGGGAGACAUGCAGGAGGUCGUAGUCAACCAGAAGCAGAGGCCCUUCAUUAAAGACACGUGGCGAGGAGAGAAAAGUCUGUCAGUAUUUAUAACCACUCUGGAAGAGUGCUGGGAUUCCGAUGCCGACGCCCGGCUGAGUGCGAGUACGAUGCACGAGAGAUUGCAAUCGCUCAUCUCUCAGCAAGCCGCAGGGGUUAUCCCGAGAGAUGAACAUGAAAUGACUGACGAGAAGGGACAAUAG